CAGUACGUCGAAAACAGGGAAUUCACUCCGGUAUUUUCUGUAGGUAGGUUGCCCAGACCAUUGCGUUCUCCGGUGAUGAUGUUUUCACUAUCGUCCACUUCUGUUGACACCUGACCCGCUGCCUGACCUCACUGACCUGUUGACACGUGAGCAUCAUGGACUUGGAGCCUCCUGUACUUCAUGUAUGUGUGGGAGGGAGGAGCUUGUAUCUUCAUGUUGUGAGCAUCGCUGCCUUCAUUCCUGUACUUCAUGUAUGUGUGGGGGAGGAGCUUGCAACCUCCUGAUGUGAGCAUCGCUGCUGUUGUUGGUUCUUCACUCUCUCCUGCUAUAUAUCUCCCUCUCCACACGUGCAGACUACCAGCAGUUGUCAACCUCUCCUCGUCUCAGACGCUGCUUUCCUCGGGAUAUACUUCCACUAACAGCUUUCUCACAAAGAUCAUCUGCGGGUUGGACAUACAGGUGCAUUGCACUACUGGUACUUUCACAAGGGUUAUCUUGACCAUCCACAUCCAUCACCCCUUUAUUUAGUAUUGUUUGGAAGUGCUUUACCUACCCUCUUCACUGAUUUGGUCCACUACAGGCUGUCUUCUGUAUCUCCUCAUCACCUCCCAGAACUCCUUUGGUGGAUACAAUGCUGCUAUUCCUCUCAUUUCUCCUGUGGAUGUCUCCAUGUGUCCUUGCGAAGGAGACAGGAAGAUGCCCAGGUGAAGACAUUUUGUUGAAGACGUGGCACAAUGUAAGCUGCACGACGGACGACGAUUGCAAUCAACAACACGUCGCGUGCUAUGAUCACAGGUGUCGGUGUGCACCUGGCUACUUCUACACAACAUACGAUACAUGCUCUGGCACUUGCAGCACAGACGAGUUGCACAACACCUUUACAGAGUAUCCUGACAGCGCUAUACGUGCAAACCUCCUUAAUAUCUCGAAUGGACUCUGUCUGGAAGACUGCAGGGACUGGUGCCUGGCUGACAAGCGUUGCCUUACCUUCGAUUUCAAAGCCCACCGAGGUCUGUGUCUGCUUCAUAAUGUCACCGCUCAUGACUCUCCCUCCGACUGGUCUCCUAAGACGAGUAAAGGCUGGACCCACUACCAGAGAUCCUGCAAGUCCACUUUUGCCUCACACGAUAACUGGUACAACCUCCUGUGUAACAGCAAGAUGGACUGUGCAGACACAAACAGCGAUUGUUUGUCAGGCAGAUGUCUGUGCAAUUUAGGCUUCAACUUCAAUGAAUCAGAGAAGGAGUGUGUUGUUACAAAGCUGAGCAAGUGGCACAACACAAGCUGCACGACAGACGACGACUGCGAUGAGCCCCACUCCGUGUGCUACAAACACCAGUGUCGGUGUCACCCCGGGUACUUUUACACCACACAUGACACGUGUACUAGCACUUGCAGCACAAACGAGUUGCACAACACCUUUACAGAGUAUCCUGACAGCGCUAUACGUGCUAACAACCUUACUAGCUGGGAUGGAGUCAGUCUGAAAGACUGCAAGGACUGGUGCCAGGAUUACAGGCGUUGCCUCACCUUCGAUUUCAAAGCCCAUGGAGGUCUGUGUCGGCUUCAUGAAGUUACCGGUCGUCAGUCUCCCUCCGACUGGUCUCCUAAGACGAGUAAAGGCUGGACCCACUACCAGAGAUCCUGCAAGUCCACUUUUGCCUCACAUCAUAACUGGUACAACCUCCUGUGUCACAGCAAGAUGGACUGUGCAGACCCCAACAGCGAUUGUUUGUUAGGACGAUGUCUGUGCCAUUCAGGCUUCAACUUUAAUGAAAACGAGAAAAGGUGUACUGCUCCAGGGUCAUGUGAAGACUGGCAGGGCAAAGGAGGAAUUAGUGGUGUCUACACCAUUCAGCUAGCAUACAACAACGGACCAGUGGCAGUGUGGUGUGACAUGGACACUGCGGGCGGCGGCUGGCUGGUCAUCCAGAGACGUCGCGACUUCACAGUUGACUUCCACCGGAACUGGACAGAAUAUGUAAACGGGUUUGGUAACCUCUCUGGAGAUUUCUGGCUGAGAAUGUCCGCAAUUAGCAUACUAACAAGUAAUGGAGGAUAUCGCUUGAGAGUGGACCUCAUAGCUGAGUCCGGCAAACAGUACUGGGCUGAAUACUGGUUCCGUCUGUUUGGUCCUGAGUCUGACUACUUGAUUGAGUUGUUCAGCUACUCGGGUGACGCAGGAGAUGGGAUGAGAACUAAUUCGAGACACUUGUUUCAAACCUAUGACCGAAACCCGGACGGCUGUGUCACAUCUAGUAAGGGCGCCUGGUGGUACUAUCAAUGGCGUGGCUGUAAGGGCAACGCUAACCUCAACAGCCCUGAUAAACGUCACAUGACUUGGGGGACAUCGGCCGCGUGACAUUCUCGGAGAUGAAGAUGAAGCAAUGGCGAUGGUAACACCACCUUGUCUCCUGUACUCACUGCUUACACCGCCAGUCUACAGUUCACUACAGUUUCCACUGAUGAUGUAAGCUCAGUGUACAUUAAUCUUUCGCAAUAUUCUAGCAUCUGAACCUAGUACAGACUACUUACUGUACUUUAAUUGUUUACUUUGAGUAUAUUGCCUAGCGAUUCUAUUAUACACGUGUUGUAUUAUUUCUUUCAGAUUUGGAUUUGCUUAGAUAAACUAACAUGUUUACAAACGUAAAGUCUAAGUUUAAUUAAUUAAUUCAGCAUUUAAUUGUGCCUAGGUUGUAGUAAUCGUGUCAUGAACUGUCGCUAUACACCUGAUAGUUUAUAGUAAACGUGUCAUGAACUGUCAUGAACUGUCGCUAUACACCUCAUAGUUUAUGCAAUGUUGGCAGUUGACUCAGUGUGAAAAAGUUAACAAUCAUCCGAGAGUUUCAUUUUCAAAAUUAUGCAAAAACACGAAUACUCAUUGUAUCAAACAGUCCUGUUCAUUAUUUCCUUACUGACGAUGACUGAACAUGAUUCAGAUUGCUACAUUCUCUAAUUGUUUGGUAUUGAAAAGGGUUUAAGUUUAUUUAAUUGUAUUAUAUUGUCAAUACUUUACCAUAUUCUUAAGUUUGCUUUACUUAAGAAAAAACUGACAUUUUCACAAACCUAUGAGCGAAGCAUACUUUUCGUAGAAACAAAUAUAACUAUUGCGAAGAAUGAACAGAUAUUUUCAUAAAUUAUAAGUAGUAUUGUUGGUAUUUGCCGCUUUGACUAAAUGUGAUGACAUCACUAUUACCUCCCCUUUAAACUAAUGAUAACGGUAGUUGUUACAUCACAUCUAUUACUGAAUUGUAGCAAACAAAUAAACUAUUUUAAUAUUUGUUCUACACUGAAGAGCUCUAAUAGCAAGGCGCUAACAAAAUGGUGAACCACACCUGACGACACCUGUGUAUUCUCUGUGUAGAACUUCCACGAGAAACUUUCUUUUACCAUAUUGCAGUAAGAGCGAGGUUUCCAGCCCUCGUUGAUAUUCUUUAGUAACUGCUAUAAUUUGGCUUCUGCGGUUCAAUAUCGCCAUUUUUUUUGCUUGUGUAGUCUUUUAAAUUAUUUUGUACCCACUCAACUUUGGAGUGACUAUUUCCUGCACUGCCUUGCUGCAGACUGUUGUAUUGGAAAAUGUCACUUGAUGCUUUGCUUAAUAAGUAUUUGUCCUAA
Messenger RNA from Pomacea canaliculata, 3615 nucleotides. Its product is annotated as tenascin-like. The record is from RefSeq and is a predicted model, not a curated record. The transcript is spliced from 13 exons. NCBI's taxonomy places the organism in Eukaryota, Metazoa, Mollusca, Gastropoda, Architaenioglossa, Ampullariidae. Bases 632 to 2362 code for a protein of 576 amino acids.